AUGCCUCUAUCUUCGGCGGGUAGUCUUCUACUCUUUGGGGUCGUGUUAAUCCAGUUAGCUGGUAUAUAUCUCUUCACUGGUGGCUUUCUGCUUUCCAGGCUAUCCCUCUCCGAUACCACCACUUGCACAUCAGGAUGCCGACUGGAACCGACUCAUUCUCGGGCCAUCGUCCUCAUCAUUGAUGCGCUACGCUUUGACUUUGUUUCCCCAAACCCUCCAGAGCCUCCGUCGACGUUUCAUCAUAAUGUACUCACCCUUCCCAGGCGGCUCACCGCUGAGCACCCUCGGAAUUCAUUCUUAUUCGACUCGUACUCCGAUCCACCGACGGCGACGCUUCAGCGCAUCAAAGCAUUGACUACAGGCUCGCUACCAACAUUUGUCGAUAUUGGAAAUAACUUCGGUGCUUCAUCUAUUGCGGAGGACUCGAUCAUAAAGCAGUUGCAAGCCGCGGGGAAGAAGGUUGCAUUUAUGGGAGACGAUACAUGGCUCUCUGUGUUCCCCAACUCUUUUCAUCCGAACAUGUCCUUCCCGUACGACUCGUUCAACGUCGAAGACCUUCACACAGUCGACGAGGGUGUGAUCGCCCACUUGUUCCCCCUUCUCCUCGACGAGAGCAAGCCAUUCGACUUUCUGAUCGGACAUUUUCUCGGUGUCGACCAUGUCGGACAUCGUGUUGGCCCCGAUCACCAGAGCAUGAAGACCAAACUCGUGCAAAUGAACACCGUCCUCGAGAAAGUCGUACAACUCUUGGAUGACGACACUCUUUUGGUGGUGCUGGGUGACCAUGGUAUGGAUAGAACGGGGGAUCAUGGAGGAGACGGGGACUUGGAGACCUCUGCGGCGUUAUGGUUAUACAGCAAGACCAAAGAACUAGGCCUAGAGGGUACAUCGACAAUUCCUUCUCAGCUACUCGGUCACACAGUGUUUCCCGGCGCAGCAACGCCUCAUAGGCGAGUCCAGCAAAUCGAUCUCGUCCCUACGUUGUCGCUCCUUCUGGGACUUCCUAUACCUUUCAACAAUCUCGGAAGCGUGAUUCCCGAAGUAUUCCAGCGAGCCGGCCUUCUCUCGCAGGCACUUAAGAUUAACGCUGCCCAGAUCAAGUCGUAUUUGGACGCCUAUCGUUCGAGUCCCUCAGGCGGCGAAUUGGGCGAAUCAUGGUCGUCCCUCGAGAAGACAUGGUUCGCAAGCACGGACGGCGAACUCACGAACAUGUACGAAUUCAACCGUCUGGCUCUGUCUACCUGCAGGUCCCUAUGGGCGCAAUUCAACCCAGUGCGCAUGGGCUUCGGUCUCUGCUUGCUGGUUGCAGGACUCUUGACUAUGUGGUCUCUCUUCGCACAAAUAUCACUAACGAAAAGCCUCCAGCAUGCCUAUCAAGGACUUUGGCUGUCUUUGAUCGCUCUUGUCGUUGGCGUCUUCUCUGGGGUCUCCACCCAUGCCCUAGUCAAACCAUACAUCAUGGACACUGCGCUCAUAGAUUAUACACUAUUUUUUGGAGGGUCAGCAGCAUGCCUACCAUCAAUUUGGAAAUUGAUCCCUACCUUGUCUGCGCGCAACCUCCUUUCAACACCAAUCCUCCUCAUCUUGCAUACGCUUGCAUUCUUCUCGAACUCCUUCACUUUUUGGGAAGACCGCGUUGUCCCCUUCCUACUCGCUUCAUCGAUCCUCCCCUUUGUCCUUAAAGGCUUCACGGGUCCUACGGCGCGCCUACGCAACCGCAUUCUGGGGUUCUCGGCUCUCUUUGCUGUUUCGAUUCGUUUAAUGGCAAUUAGUACCGUUUGUCGGGAGGAACAACAACCCUAUUGCCACGUCACGUACUAUGCGUCGUCGUCUCUUCCAUCCCCGCCCCUCCUCGUACGCAUCCUCGCACUGCCCGCCGCCUUCGCCAUCCCCUUGUUCAUGCAACGGGUACUGAACAUCUCCCGCUCAGACGCCGGGAUAGCCAAGCUCUUCUUGCUUUUCAUUCUCAGAUUUGCGUUGAUGACAGCGUCGGCAGCAUGGGUCUUGGAAUGGGUUGACUCAGCCCAGAUUCUGGGCUCCUGGAGCUCUGCGCUGCGAUCUACGAGGUCACUCCUUGGUAUAUCGUCUUUCGCUACGAUAUCAAUCCUCGCGCCAGCCUUGUGGUACGCAGUCCCAACGUGCUUGGACGUCACGGACGAAGCCAACGCAGACGACCUCAAAACCGCGUCCACUUCGGGUCCCAAAAGGCGACAAAUCAGAGUCAUUGGCUUCGGGAAUGCCUUUGGGUCACCCUACCUUCUCUUCUGGUCGAUACCCUUCUGUUGGGUUUUCGCAACAAGUCAGCUAACAGGACAACUUGUCUUGAGCCUCAGCGCGGUGGCUUUGUUAUCAUACCUUGAGGUGGUGGACAGUGCUCGAGAUGUCCGGGCCCUUGAAGAGGCUUUCAGCUCCUCUACUCCGUCUGCAAUAUUACAAGAUCCCGGGAUUUUUGAUCGUGCAUCGGGAAGCUCUUCAUCUCCGCAGAUGACGUUCUCCGAGGUUGUGCCCAUAGCGCUUCUGGGCCUACAGGUCUUCUACGCGACCGGUCAUCAAGCAACCAUUUCGUCUAUCCAAUGGAAGUCUGCCUUCGUGCUUACGAAGGAUCUGGUGUACCCAUUUCCCCCGAUGACAGUCAUCCUCAAUUCCUUCGGACCACUGAUGCUCGCUGGGGUCUCCGCACCUCUCGUGGCUCUGUGGAAUCGCUCGCCUUUGACAGAGCAAGCAAAGCAAAAUAAGGACCGCACGGAGUCGGCGGUACACAGAGAGAGCGUGCUUGCUGGUCUAGGCGUGAUGAUUUACUAUGGGUGUUUACUGCUGGGCACUGCUGUUAGUGCAGCAAUAUUGCGACGGCAUUUGAUGGUCUGGAAGGUAUUUGCACCGAGGUUCAUGUUGGGCGCGCUCUCGGUCGUGGUGGUCGAUAUUGGUGUCUUGUUAGGUGUAGGCCUGGGGGUCGCCAGGAUCGCAGGGAAAGUGGAGGGGAUGUUCGCAGCCGUAGUCCCUCAAGUUAGCAAGCGCUGA
Molecule: messenger RNA, 3018 nt
Organism: Pleurotus ostreatus (oyster mushroom)
Lineage: Eukaryota; Fungi; Basidiomycota; Agaricomycetes; Agaricales; Pleurotaceae
Gene: GPI13
Product: mannose-ethanolamine phosphotransferase gpi13
Exons: 2
Coding region: 1-3018 (1005 amino acids)
Biological process (GO): GPI anchor biosynthetic process
Cellular component (GO): endoplasmic reticulum membrane
Molecular function (GO): mannose-ethanolamine phosphotransferase activity
Source: RefSeq, a predicted model, not a curated record